Messenger RNA from Nicotiana tabacum (common tobacco), 1281 nucleotides. RefSeq names its product serine/threonine-protein kinase SRK2E. Gene Ontology annotation, molecular function: protein serine/threonine kinase activity; ATP binding. Gene Ontology annotation, cellular component: nucleus. Lineage: Eukaryota; Viridiplantae; Streptophyta; Magnoliopsida; Solanales; Solanaceae. Gene Ontology annotation, biological process: protein phosphorylation. The record is from RefSeq and is a predicted model, not a curated record.
UCUGGGAAUUUUGGAGUGGCAAGGCUUAUGAGGGACAGGCAAACUAAUGAGCUUGUUGCUGUUAAGUAUAUCGAGAGAGGUGAGAAGAUUGAUGAAAAUGUUAAGAGAGAAAUCAUCAACCAUAGAUCAUUGAGGCACCCUAACAUAGUCAGAUUCAAAGAGGUCAUAUUGACACCAACUCAUUUGGCUAUAGUGAUGGAAUACGCAUCUGGAGGAGAACUGUUUGAGCGCAUAUGCAAUGCAGGCCGUUUCAGCGAGGAUGAGGCACGGUUUUUCUUCCAACAACUCAUAUCAGGGGUCAGCUUCUGUCACGCCAUGCAAGUAUGCCACAGAGACUUGAAACUGGAGAAUACAUUAUUGGAUGGCAGCCCUGCACCAAGGCUAAAGAUUUGUGAUUUUGGAUAUUCUAAGUCCUCGGUGUUGCAUUCACAACCAAAGUCAACUGUUGGUACACCUGCAUAUAUUGCUCCUGAAGUGUUAUUGAAGAAAGAAUAUGAUGGGAAGAUUGCAGAUGUCUGGUCUUGUGGGGUGACUUUGUAUGUCAUGCUGGUAGGAGCAUACCCUUUUGAAGACCCAGAGGAGCCUAAAAUUUUUCGCAAGACAAUACAGCGAAUCUUGAAUGUACAGUAUUCAAUUCCAGAUUAUGUACAUAUCUCUCCAGAAUGUCGUCAUCUAAUAUCAAGGAUUUUUGUUGCUGAUCCUGCAAAGAGGAUAACGAUCCCUGAGAUCAAGAACCAUGAGUGGUUCUUGAGGAACCUUCCUGCAGAUCUCAUGGAUGAUAAUAUGACAAACAAUCAGUUUGAGGAGCCAGAUCAACGUAUGCAGAGCAUUGACGAAAUCAUGCAGAUAAUAACUGAGGCCACCAUUCCUGCUGCUGGGACCAACAGCCUUAAUCAUUACCUUACUGGUAUCUUGGACAUUGAUGAUGACAUGGAAGAAGACAUGGAGAGUGACCCUGACCUUGAUAUUGAUAGCAGCGGAGAGAUUGUCUAUGCAAUGUAAAUGAUAUGUGCGUACUAAGUUGAUGGAUCAAACUAAACCAGCCGAAUGUUUGUAGUUCUUAAUUAUCUGGUCUGCCUUUUGGUAUCCACUGGUUGUUUAUGAAAUGCAGUUCACAGCAAUUCAGGCUUUCCUCUCUUUGUUAUCUCCGAAUGGCUGUAUUGCUGUUGUUCUAUUGCUUGAUUUCCCUUUUAAAUCUGUGUACUUGUAAAUUGCCAUGUAACAUUGCUAUUAUUUCAUAGUAAUGUUUACUCUGUAGCUGUAUGGUUGUGUUACUUCUUA